Microplitis mediator is the source of this 1561-nucleotide messenger RNA. RefSeq names its product tax1-binding protein 3 homolog. Bases 411 to 785 code for a protein of 124 amino acids. Gene Ontology annotation, molecular function: protein binding. The record is from RefSeq and is a predicted model, not a curated record. Gene Ontology annotation, cellular component: postsynaptic density; postsynaptic membrane; adherens junction. NCBI's taxonomy places the organism in Eukaryota, Metazoa, Arthropoda, Insecta, Hymenoptera, Braconidae. The transcript has 3 exons. Gene Ontology annotation, biological process: neurotransmitter receptor transport, endosome to postsynaptic membrane; neurotransmitter receptor transport postsynaptic membrane to endosome.
AUUUUUUUGGGAAAUUACGUCCCAAUAAAUUUUAUAAGGCUGACAUCAUUAGCUUACGUUAAUAUAAAUAUACACACAUACUUAAGUAUGUGUAGAUAGUUAUUUGUACUUAUUUAUGCGUAGAAGUACUUAUGUCUUAAUCGUAGCUACCUUCAUAGUGGUUGGUGUAUUGAAGUGAUUAAUAACUUAGCUGUGAUUCAUAAAAUAUCUUAAAUACAUUUUAUAAUUACUGCAAUACAAGUCUUAAUAUAAAACGCUAAUAUAGUUUUCAUAUUCCUCGUUAAUUAUUAUAUAUUUAUAAUAUAAAAUACUUGUAAAGUACACCUAGAAAAUAAUAUAUUAUUGUUAACCUUGUGUUAAUUGUCGGCAAUAAGUACUUGUGAAGGAGUAAACACCAUAAAUUUAUCAAGAUGUGUGCAAAAAUGGCAUUCCAGCAUCAAGCUGGCACAGCUAUGGAGUGUUUAAGUAUACCGAUAACGCUUCAUAAAGAGACGGAAAUAGAUGCACACGGUGAAGAAGUUAUGAAGUGUGGAUUUAAAAUUGGCGGUGGAAUAGACCAGGAUUAUCGAAAAAGUCCUCAGGGCUAUACGGAUAAUGGUAUAUAUGUAACGGAAGUGCAUGAAGGUUCACCGGCCGCAAAAAGUGGUUUACGAAUGCAUGAUAAAAUAUUACAGUGCAAUGGCUAUGACUUUACAAUGGUGACUCAUAAAAAAGCUGUGGGUUAUAUACGAAAACAUCCGAUACUUAAUUUAUUAGUGGCACGGAAAGGAGUCACCAGUACCUAAUUAAUUAAUUAAUUUUAACAACAUACAUUUAAGCAUUUUGUCCAGUUUUUAUACAUAAUUUGUGUCCUUACGGUAGACAAAGAAAGGAAGGAAGAAAUUAAUAAUUUACUUUGAGAUUGUAUAGACGUAAUUUUAAAAUAAUCGUUAAUCGUUACCAAUUUAAAAUUCUAGCAACUCGAUUAACUUUCGAUUACAAUCAUCUCAUUCCAAAACUAAUCGUCUCAUUCCAUGCGUACUAUUAGACUUUGUCUUAUAUUAUUUUCUUUGUUUUAAACAUUUUAAAUAAAGUAAUAGAUAAAUAGUUAAUUACCAAAAUAACGAGCAAUUUAAAUAAGCGAUUUACUGCAAUAAAUUGCUCUGUCCAAUAUAAUAUACACAACCAAAUGUUAAUAUAAGAACGUAUACAUUUUCUACAUAUCUAUCAAUAUACUCGACAUUUUUUCUGUUUUAAACAUUAAACAUAAACUCAUAUUUCAUUUAAUUAAUUAAGUAUUCAAUUGUAAUUAAGAAUCACCGAUCAAAUGCAGUUUAAAUAAAUAAUAUUAAUGAUACAGUUUCAGUACAACAAAUUUAUAAUUUUAUCAACUGCAAAUAUAAUUAAAUUUUUUAUUACCUUAUUUUUUAUUCUUAUUAUUAUUAAUUAAUUAUUAAGGUCAAAUUUUUAUAAAAAGAGGCCACAUAAAUAAGGCUGACUUUAGAUUGUACGUAAUGUUGUUAAACAUCGAAUUUUGAAAAAUCUUACGAGCCAAAUAAAUAUUCUAAAUGUAUCAUAAUAA